CCUCAAUGAAAUCACAAGAAUAUCUUAUCGGAAUUCUUGGGCACAGCUUGAAUCUUGAUAUUGGAUUAUAAACACUCCAAGUUGGUGUUGAACCAACAGCACAUUUGAUGCGCUAUACCUUUUUAGGAUGCCGUCUAGGGCAGCCAGCCCGCAAAAGGUUUGCGGGGCUGUAACAGUUCUGUUAGAUCUUGAGAUGGGGUAGCAACAACAACAUUUCCCACAGUUUCAUAGCCUGCGUUCUUUUCAAAAACAUUUUUUCUCUUCUUCUCAUUUCGAUUUCCAAUUAGACCGAUAAAUUUGCUUUUGCUUUUUAUCCCCAACAAUAAUGGAGGAGUUAUUAGCGAAACACCGCAAGGAGCAAAAAGAUCUCCAAGCACGUAUCACUCAGAAGAAGAAAUCUGCCACGAAGAAAACCCGCCGAGGAAUUAACGAAGAAUGCGAUAGGCUUCAGAGGGAACUUUCCGAACGACACCAGGCCGAGAUUGCAGAGUUAAAUGGCGAGCCUGCCCCGCCCAUUGAUGACCUGGAAGAUCUCAGUUUGAAUGGUUCGGAAGAAGAUAAAACACAGAAAGACCAAACCGAUGGUACACAGAACCCCCCAUCGAUAGACAAUUCCCCAGAUACAUCCUCUGCAACUUCAGAGUCCUCCGCCCCGUCACCGCGACCGAAGAAACCAAACCGCCAGAAGGCUCGUCUGGCACGUCGCGCUGCGGAGCAAGCGGCGCAGUCUGCCAUUGCCGCGGAAGAAGCCGCAAAACAAACAAAUCACCGUGGAGAUGAGCAAGAGGUUAUGGAUGGCGUUUUUAAACGGUUGGGGUUGAAGCAGGUCGAGAUAAAGCCCGAUGGGCACUGUCUCUACUCCGCUAUUGCCUACCAGCUGGAAAUGCUAGGCCUUGGUUUGAAACCUGACCCAAAAAGAAUCAUUCUUGAGACCCCAACUCAGUCUCGCAUCGAUACGGUAGCUUCGCCUCAACACGAUGGCUAUAGAGCAGUUAGGGCAGUGACGGCCGAUUUCAUAAACGAGCACCAGGAUGAUUUUUUGCCCUUCAUGGAGGAGCCUUUGGAACUAUACACUCGCAAGAUCAAGCUUACAGCAGAGUGGGGUGGGCAAUUGGAGCUAUUAGCGAUUGCUAGGGCAUAUGGCGUGGAAAUCAACGUCAUACAAGGUGAUGGAAGGAUUGAAAAGAUCGAAGGCGAUACUCAAGAGUAUGAUGACGAACAGAAGAGCAAACGUAUCAUUUGGCUGGCCUACUAUCGGCAUACGUACGGUCUCGGUGAGCACUAUAACGCGCUUAUGAAAUGAUCUCAGCCACACAUGCAAGUCCACAUACGAUUAUAGCCUUCGUCGUCGCGAAACUCGGGUUCUGUUAUAAACGUCUUUCUCAUCAGAUACUCAUUUUCAAACGAGAAUUCAAUUCUCCUGCAGAUACCCCUUUGUCG
Aspergillus pseudonomiae is the source of this 1440-nucleotide messenger RNA. RefSeq names its product deubiquitinase OTU2. Gene Ontology annotation, molecular function: cysteine-type deubiquitinase activity. NCBI's taxonomy places the organism in Eukaryota, Fungi, Ascomycota, Eurotiomycetes, Eurotiales, Aspergillaceae. Bases 326 to 1303 code for a protein of 325 amino acids. The record is from RefSeq and is a predicted model, not a curated record. The transcript has a single exon. Gene Ontology annotation, biological process: protein deubiquitination.